Closterium sp. Naga37s-1 is the source of this 1977-nucleotide messenger RNA. The record is from the annotation of a GenBank genome assembly. NCBI's taxonomy places the organism in Eukaryota, Viridiplantae, Streptophyta, Zygnematophyceae, Desmidiales, Closteriaceae.
AUGCGCACUCUCACUCGCACUCUCACGCGCUCUCUCACGGGCACUCUCACGCGCUCUCUCACGCGCUCUAUCAAGGCGCACUCUCAGGCGCACUCUCCCGCGCGCUCUCUCGCGCUCUCUCUCCCGCACUCUCAUGCGCAUUCUCUCUCUCACGUGCUUUCUCUCGCGCACUCUCAUGCACAUUCUCUCUCUCACACGCUCUCUCACGCGCACCCUCACACGCUCCCUCAAACGCUUUCUCACACGCUCUCACACACGCUCUCUCACGCGCACUCUCACGCGCUCUCUCACGCACAUUCUCUCUCUCACAAGCUCUCUCACGCGCACCCUGUCACGCUCCCUCACACGCUCUCUCACGCGCUCUCACACGGGCUCUCUCACGCGCACUCUCACGCGCUUUCUGACGCGCUCUAUCAAGGUGCACUCUCAGGCGCACUUUCACACGCUCUCUCUCGCGCUCUCUCUCCCGCACUCUCACGCGCAUUCUCUCUCACGUGCUUUCUCUCACGCACUCUAACGCACAUUCUCUCUCUCACACGCUCUCUCACGCGCACCCUCCCACGCUCCCUCACACGCUCUCUCGCGCGCUCUCACACGCGCUCUCACACGCACUCUCACACGCGAUCUCUCACGCGCACUCUCACGCGCUCCCUCACGCGCUCUAUUACGCUCUCUCACGCGCUCUCUCAUGCGCUCUAUCACGCGCCCUCUCAUGCGAUCCCUCACGCACUCCCUCACGCGCUCUCUCAAGGUGCACUCUCAGGCACACUCUCAUGCGCUCUCUCUUGCGCUCUCUCUCCUGCACUCUCACGCGCACUCUCACGCACCCUCUCUCGCGCUCUCCCUCCCGCACUCUCAUGCGCAUUCUCUCUCUCAUGUGCUUUCUCUUGCGCACUCUCACGCAGAUUCUCUCUCUCACAUGCUCUCUCACGCGCACUCUCACACGCUCCCUCACACGCUCUCUCACACGCUCUCACACACGCUCCCUCACGCGCACUGUCACGCGAUCUCUCUCACGCACAUUCUCUCUCUCACACGCUCUCUCACGCGCACCCUGUCACGCUCCCUCACACGCUCUCUCACGCGCUCUCACACGCGCUCUCUCACACGCACUCUCACGCGCUCUCUGACGCGUUCUAUCAAGAGUUUUCUCUCGCGCACUCUAACGCACAUUUUCUCUCUCACACGAUCUCUCACGCGCACCCUGACACGCUCCCUCACACGCUCUCUCACGCGCUCUCACACGCACUCUCUCACGCACUCUCACACGCGCUCUCUCACGGCACUCUCACGCGCUCUCUCACGCGCUCUCUUACGCUCUCUCACGCGCUCUCUCAUGCGCUCUAUCACGCGCCCUCUCAUGCAAUCCCUCACGCACUCCCUCACGCGCUCUCUCAAGGUGCACUCUCAGGCACACUCUCACGCGCUCUCUCUCGCGCUCUCUCCUGCACUCUCACGCGCACUCUCACGCGCUCGCUCUCGCGCUCUCUCUCCCGCACUCUCAUGCGCAUUUUCUCUCUCACGUGCUUCCUCUCUCGCACUCUCACACACAUUCCCUCUCUCGCACGCUCUCUCACGCGCACCCUCACACGCUCCCUCACGCGCUCUCGCACGCGCUCUCUCACGCGCACUCUCACACGCUCUAUAACGCGCCCUCUCAUGCGCUCCCUCACGCACUCUCUCACGCGCUCUCUCAAGGCGCACUCUCAGGCACACUCUCACGCACUCUCUCUCUCGCGCGCUCUCUAUCGCGCACUCUCACCACAUUCUCUCUCUCACGCGCUCUCUCUCGCGCACUAUCGCACGCAUUCUCUCUCUCUCACGCUCUCACACGCUCACAUGCGCUUUCUUAUCCGCUCUCUCACGCGCUCUCACGCGCUCUCUCACGCGCCCUCUCACGCGCUCCUUCACGCGCUCUCUCACACGCUCUCUCAUGCGCACACGCUCUCCCUCACGCUCCAUCUCUUUCUUCUUUAA